CUGCUCCAGCUGCUCCGGGUGGAGCGCCCCAGCCCCGAGCCGUGGCUGCCUAGGGUGGCGGGCCCGCGGAGGGGAGCAGCGGACCACCAGCUCUGGCUGAGGGGUCCGGGGGCGACAGCCCGAGGGGAUCCGGGAGGCGGGGGAGCCGCAGACGGACCGCCUGCAGCGCGGAGGCGAGGACCGGGGCUGGGCUUUCCUCACCCGGGUACCUUCUCAUCCCAUAACUUCAGUGUCCUGAAAUCUGAGGAUUCCACCAAGAUAAUAUGAUAGGAACUUUCAGUGAUUUGGAGCUGUAUCCUACUUAGACUCAUGCAGGCCUUCCAGAUUUCCUGAGAGCUUGGUCCAGUAACACACACUGUCACAGGCACAGACAAUAAUGCCAUCUCUGCCUCAAGAAAGAGUUAUUCAGGGACCCUCUCCCCUGGAUCUGAAUACAGAAUUGCCUUAUCAAAGCACAAUGAAAAGGAAAGUCAGAAAGAAGAAAAAGAAGGGAAUCAUUACAGCAAAUGUUGCUGGGACAAAGUUUGAAAUUGUUCGUUUAGUAAUAGAUGAAAUGGGAUUUAUGAAAACUCCAGAUGAGGAUGAAACAAGCAACCUUAUAUGGUGUGAUUCUGCAGUUCAGCAGGAGAAGAUUGCCGAGCUGCAAAAUUACCAGAGGAUCAACCAUUUUCCAGGAAUGGGGGAGAUCUGUAGAAAGGAUUUCUUAGCAAGAAAUAUGACCAAAAUGAUCAAGUCCCGGCCUCUGGAUUAUACCUUUGUUCCUCGAACAUGGAUCUUCCCUGCUGAAUAUACACAAUUCCAGAACUAUAUGAAAGAAUUGAAGAAAAAGAGAAAGCAGAAAACUUUUAUAGUAAAACCAGCUAAUGGUGCAAUGGGUCAUGGGAUUUCUUUGAUAAGAAAUGGUGACAAACUUCCAUCUCAGGAUCAUUUGAUUGUUCAAGAAUACAUUGAAAAGCCUUUCUUAAUGGAAGGUUACAAGUUUGAUUUACGAAUUUAUAUUCUGGUAACAUCAUGUGAUCCACUGAAAAUAUUUCUCUACCAUGAUGGACUUGUGCGAAUGGGGACAGAGAAAUACAUCCCACCUAAUGAGUCUAAUUUGACGCAGUUAUACAUGCAUCUAACAAACUACUCUGUGAACAAGCACAAUGAGCGUUUUGAAAGGGAUGAGACUGAAAACAAAGGCAGCAAACGUUCCAUCAAGUGGUUUACAGAAUUCCUACAAGCAAAUCAACAUGAUGUUGCUAAGUUUUGGAGUGAUAUUUCAGAAUUGGUUGUAAAGACUUUGAUUGUAGCAGAACCUCAUGUCCUGCAUGCAUAUCGAAUGUGCAGACCCGGUCAGCCUCCAGGAAGUGAAAGCGUCUGUUUUGAAGUUCUGGGAUUUGAUAUUUUGUUGGACAGAAAACUAAAGCCAUGGCUUCUGGAGAUUAAUCGAGCUCCAAGCUUUGGAACGGAUCAGAAAAUAGACUAUGAUGUAAAAAGGGGAGUGCUGCUAAAUGCAUUGAAACUGCUAAACAUCAGGACCAGUGAUAAAAGGAGAAACUUGGCCAAACAAAAAGCCGAGGCUCAAAGAAGGCUUUAUGGCCAAAAUUCAAUAAAAAGGCUCUUACCAGGUUCCUCAGACUGGGAACAGCAGAGACAUCAGUUAGAGAGGCGGAAAGAAGAGUUGAAAGAGAGACUCGCUCAAGUACGAAAACAGAUCUUAAAAGAAGAACAUGAAAAUCGACAUAUGGGGAAUUAUAGACGAAUUUAUCCUCCUGAAGAUAAAACUCUGCUUGAAAAGUAUGAAAAUUUGUUGGCUGUUGCCUUUCAGACCUUCCUGUCAGGAAGAGCAGCUUCAUUCCAGCGAGAGCUGAAUAAUCCUUUGAAAAGGAUGAAGGAGGAAGAUAUUUUAGAUCUUCUGGAACAAUGUGAAAUUGACGAUGAAAAACUGAUGGGCAAAACUGUCAAGCCUCGAGGACCAAAGCCUCUGUCCUCCAUGCCUGAGAGCUCUGAGGUAAUGAGAAGACAGAAAUACUAUAGCAGUGACAGCAGUUAUGACAGUAGCAGCAGCUCUUCGGAAUCAGAUGACAACGAAAAGGAAGAAUACCAAAAUAAGAAAAGAGAAAAACAAGUUACGUAUGACCUGAAACAGUCCAACCACUACAAGUUAAUUCAACAAUCCAGGAAUAGCCACGAACGCUCCUUGAGGCUUCUCUCCAAAGUAAUGCUAAUGACGGAGGACAAAAUCCAGCUAAUGAAGAGAAUUAUUUGGGUAUUCAACCUGCCUUCAUGCUCUAUUAGGCGUUCAGUCAGUUGCCCUCGGUCCAUCUCUUCUCAAUCACCUUCCAGUGCAGACAACCGGCCGUUUUCUGCUCAACAAAUGAUAUCAGCAUCCCGGCCGGCUUCAGGGUCUCGGUCGCAUUCCUUAAACCGUGCUUCCUCCUACAUGAGGCAUCUGCCUCACACUAAUGAAGCCAGCUCUACUAACUCUCAGAUGAGUGAGUCUUUGCGGCAACCGAGAACAAAGGAACAAGAAGACCAUCUAACAAGUCAGACCUUAUUUGUCCUCAAGGACAUGAAGAUCCGGUUUCCAGGAAAAUCAGAUGCAGAAUCAUUACUUCUGAUAGAAGAUAUCAUUGAUAACUGGAGGUAUCAUAAAACAAAAGUGGCUUCAUAUUGGCUCAUAAAAUUGGACUCUGUAAAACAACGAAAAGUUUUGGACAUAGUAAAAACAAGUAUCCGUACAAUUCUUCCACGCAUCUGGAAGGUACCUGAUGUCGAGGAAGUAAAUUUAUAUCGGAUUUUCAACAGGGUUUUUAAUCGCUUACUCUGGAGUCAUGGUCAAGGACUGUGGAACUGUUUCUGUGAUUCAGGAUCCUCUUGGGAGAGUAUUUUCAGUAAAAGCCCAGAGGUGGUGACUCCUUUGCAGCUCCAAUGUUGCCAGCGCCUGGUUGAGCUUUGUAAACAGUGCCUGCUAGUGGUUUACAAGUAUGCAACUGACACAAGAGGAUCACUGUCAGGCCCUGGUACUGAUUGGAGUAACUCCAGGUAUUUAUUACCAGGAAGUACACAAUUCUUCAUGAGAACACCAACCUACACCUUGAAAUACAGUUCACCUGGAAUGACUCGCUCCAAUGUUUUGUUUACGUCCCGAUAUGGCCAUUUGUGAAACAGAAAGGAAGAUCACCAUGGAUUAUGCAUAAUAGCAAUUCAUUUUUUCCCUCCAAUUUAAACAUGCAAAGAAAGUGACCAUUAAGUGCUGUUUUAUGUAUAUAUGACAUAUAUGUGUGAAAAUAUAUACACAUGUGCACUCAAAUAAUACAUAUAUAUUUAUUAUAAUAUAUGAAAGAAGAAUUAGCAGAAAACUGGAUAUAAGACUUAACCUUUCUGGAAAUGUAAUAAACCAUGCUAAAAUUGUUUACACAAAUAUGUGAAUGUCUAGAAUUUGCUAGGUUUAUAAUUAAUACGUUCCUACUAGAAAUGUUAUUUUUGCUGCAGAAUAUAUAAAACAGAAUUGAUCUUGAA
This is a messenger RNA of Prionailurus viverrinus (fishing cat), 3504 nucleotides long. RefSeq names its product tubulin tyrosine ligase like 7 (gene TTLL7). Gene Ontology annotation, biological process: microtubule cytoskeleton organization; protein polyglutamylation. Gene Ontology annotation, cellular component: cilium. Gene Ontology annotation, molecular function: tubulin-glutamic acid ligase activity; tubulin binding. The transcript has 23 exons. The record is from RefSeq and is a predicted model, not a curated record. The coding region runs from base 377 to 3148 and encodes 923 amino acids. NCBI's taxonomy places the organism in Eukaryota, Metazoa, Chordata, Mammalia, Carnivora, Felidae.